Molecule: messenger RNA, 3188 nt
Organism: Aegilops tauschii subsp. strangulata
Lineage: Eukaryota; Viridiplantae; Streptophyta; Magnoliopsida; Poales; Poaceae
Product: transcriptional corepressor LEUNIG
Cellular component (GO): nucleus
Molecular function (GO): protein binding
Source: RefSeq, a predicted model, not a curated record
CUUCCUCUCCAGUUCUCCCCUGCACACCCUCCUCGCGCCUCUGCAACUGCAAACUCCAAUCUGUUCCCACAUCUGUCGCCGCCGCCUCGCCUCACCUUCCCUCCUCCCAACAGAGCUGCUUCUAGGGUUUCGCCUCGGGUUCCUCCCUUCCGCAUCUCCUCGUCUCGAGCAACUCGGCCGUCCACCCUCUGCCCAGCGGCUGCGUAGACGUCGGUGGCCGUGGUGGCCUAGGCGUAGCCAGAGCUAACUUUUCUCGUGGGCGGCGCUUCGGGGGAAGGGAGGCCAGUCGGCGAGCUGCGGUGGCCAUGUCGCAGACGAACUGGGAGGCUGACAAGAUGCUCGAUGUUUACAUAUACGACUAUUUUAUGAAGAGAAAUUUGCAGGCAACUGCAAAGGCCUUCCAAUCAGAAGGGAAGGUUUCUUCAGAUCCAGUUGCAAUUGAUGCACCUGGUGGGUUUCUUUUUGAGUGGUGGUCAGUUUUUUGGGAUAUAUUCAUAGCAAGAACAAACGAGAAGCAUUCAGAUGUUGCAGCGUCAUAUAUUGAGACGCAGCUCAUGAAAGCCCGGGACCAACAACAGCAGUUACCUCAACAGCGGCAGCAGCAACCACAGCAUAUACAAAUGCAACAAAUGUUGUUACAAAGAGCCGCACAACAGCAGCAGCAGCAGCAGCAACAUCAGCAGCAGCAACAGCAGCAGCAGCAGCAGCAGCAGCAGCAGCAGCGUAGAGAUGAUUCUUAUCUUCUUAAUGGUACUUCAAGUGGACUUUCUGGAAACAAUCCUUUAAUGCGACAAAACCAAAGUACUGCAAAUGUUAUGGCGACCAAAAUGUAUGAGGAGAGGUUAAAGUUGCCUCCCCAGAGAGACUCUUUGGAAGACGCAUCUAUGAAGCAAAGGUAUGGAGAAAAUGCUGGGCAACUACUUGAUCCAAAUGAAACAUCACUGCUGAAAGCAGCUGCAAGUGGACAAUCCUCAGGGCAAAUUUUGCAUGGUUCCAUUGGUGGUUUGUCGGGCACUAUGCAACAAAUUCAGGGUAGAAGUCCCCAACUUCCAGGGCAUGCUCAGCAGAGUAUCAAGACAGAGAUAAAUCCCAUUUUGACACCUAGAGCUGCUGGUCCUGAGGGGUCAUUCAUGGGUCUACAAGGAUCUAAUCAAGCUGCCAAUAAUUUGACUCUCAAAGGAUGGCCACUCACACAGGGACUUGAGCAACUUCGGUCUGGAAUUCUACAGCAGAAGUCAUUCAUGCAGAAUCAACAUCAAUUGCAACAACAGAUCCAAUUUCUGACUCCACAACAACAGCAGCAGCUUGCGUUGCAGGCGCAGCAAAAUAUGGCUUCCCCAACAUCUAGUGAUGUUGACAGCAGAAGAUUGAGGAUGAUGUUUAACAACAGGAAUGUAGUUCUUGGGCGGGAUGGGCAGACAACAAGCGGUGGAGAUAUCAUUCCAAAUAUUGGCUCUCCUAGUCAAAGUGGUGGUGAUAUAGACAUGCUAAUAAAGAAGAAAAUUGCUAAUGCACACCACCACCAGCAGCAACAGCAGCAACUAUUACAACAACAAAGCAAUAGCCAACAGCAGCACCAUCAGGCUGUCUCCAGUCAGCAGUCUCAAAGCUCAAAUCAGCUUCUCCAACAAGAAAAGCCAGGAACUGGAAAUAUGCCUGUUGAUGGGGGCAUGCCGAAUUCUUUUGGGGCCACCGAUCAAUCAACGAAGAAAAGAAAGAAGCCUGGCUCUUCCUCUGGUAGAGCUAAUAGUUCAGGAACUGGAAAUACUGCUGGCCCGUCUCCAGGUUCUGCACCCUCGACACCUUCCACUCAUACACCAGGAGAUCCGAUGCCAGUACCACAACUUCAGCAGAAUGGUGUUUCAGCAAAACCCUUGGUAAUGUUUGGCUCUGAUGGCACUGGAAGCUUGACAUCUACUGCAAACCCACUGGGUGAUGUAGACCGUUUGCUGGAAGAAGGAUUGGAUGAAAAUGUUGAAUCUUUUCUGUCACAGGAUGACAUGGAUCCCAGGGAUACCUUGGGACGCUGCAUGGAUGCCAGUAAAGGCUUUGGCUUUGCUGAGGUUGCAAAAGCACGUGCAAGUGCAAGUAAAGUUGUUUGUUGCCACUUCUCAUCCGAUGGCAAAUUGCUUGCUACUGGUGGUCAUGAUAAAAAGGUUCUUUUAUGGUGUACAGAUCCCCUGAAGCCUAAAUCGUCGUUAGAAGAGCAUUCGUUUUUGAUAACCGAUGUUCGAUUUAGCCCAAGCAUGUCCCGCCUUGCUACAUCUUCCUUUGACAAAACCGUACGGGUUUGGGAUGCUGACAAUACUGACUAUUCACUCCGUACUUUCACGGGUCAUUCAGCAUCUGUGAUGUCACUUGAUUUUCAUCCCAACAAAGAAGAUAUUAUUUGCUCCUGUGAUAGUGAUGGGGAAGUCCGCAGUUGGAGCAUUAACAAUGGUAGCUGCCUGACCUGUGUCAAGGUUUUUAAGGGAGGUGCCACUCAGAUGAGAUUUCAACCCCGCAAAGGAAAAUAUCUAGCAGCUGCAUCAGAGAAGGCUAUCUACAUACUUGAUGGGGAGACACAGCAUGCUUGUAGAAGCCCUUUACAGGGUCAUGCAAAGGACAUUCAGUCAGUUUGUUGGGACUCUGCGGGUGACUAUCUUGCUUCUGUUAGUGAAGAUGCUGUCAGAAUAUGGUCAUUUACUUCUGGGCAGGACGGUGAAUUUGUGAAUGAGUUGAACUGCAGUGGGAACAAGUUUCAAACAUGUGUUUUCCAUCCAGCUCACCCUUCUUUGCUAGUCAUUGGUUGUUACGAGUCCUUGGAACUUUGGGACAUCAGGGAGAAGAAUGCCAUGACCUUCAACAAUGCUCAUGACGGUUUAAUUGCAGCCCUAGCAGCAUCGAGCGCAACAGGCAAGGUUGCCUCAGUUAGUCAUGACAGGCUUGUCAAGCUCUGGAAAUGACUUGUAAAAUAGUGACUGUUGUUUGUCGACUUUUACAUUCUGUUGCUAGAUUUUAUAGAGAACAGGAUGGUUCAGAUAACCACAUGACAAGGAGGUACUAGCUAACAAAAGGCAGGUUUGCGAUUUGUGGUUGUCUUAGUUGUAUCUUGUAUGCUGCUUCUCAAGUUUGUAACUCGUUAUAGAAUGGGCUGUUUGCCUGCUGUUACAGUGAGGACUUUGUGCUGAUUAAAAGUUACAGAACUA